AUGUCCGACGCCGAAGUUUCUAUAUCCUCUGCCCCGGUCCAGGACAGAAAGACGUACUCGCUUAAAGUCCCUGGAGGCGGAGCUCUAAGCGUUGUUCCAGGAAAAUACAAGGACGAAGAAGUCCACAUCCGAUCCUGGGAACAUGCCAAAAACCAGCUGUGGGUGGCGGAAGCCAACGACGGCGGCUUUGGAUUCCGCAACGCAAGUUCGGGAAAGUUGCUGGGGGUGAACAAGAACGGGGAUAUCGCCGUUGACGCGGAUAAGCUGGAUUCCUGGGAACGGUUCAAGUUCCAGAGCGAGGGGUCAGGGUAUCUCUUUUGGGUUAUCUACAAGGGCACGCAGCAGUAUCUUUAUCGACCCGCCCAGCAGGCCGGUUUGGGAGAAGGAGAGCGCGCCCCGUACCUGCUGGCCGGGGAACAUUACCAUCAAGGCCGAUCAUACCAAUGGAUGGAAGUGGAGGCCGCAGUGGACGACUCUAUUGACGUCCACACUCCGAUGGAGAUGCUAAUCGUCCCCAUCCAUUUUCGCCAUCGAAUCUGUGUCAGCCCGUUCCGAUGUCUGAACCUCUUCGACGCGGAGUCAGUUGACAUUACUGUCUGGAUCGCCAACCUCUCCCCAGAGACGCUAAAUAACGGAAAAGAUAGGGCUACUGAGGGGUAUCUGGAUGUGGCUCCUAGGCUUGGCGCCUAUGCGGGCCACCUUUCGGCCCCCGUCAGCCACCGUUUUAUGUAA
Messenger RNA from Aspergillus thermomutatus, 732 nucleotides. Its product is annotated as RICIN domain-containing protein. The transcript is spliced from 2 exons. Lineage: Eukaryota; Fungi; Ascomycota; Eurotiomycetes; Eurotiales; Aspergillaceae. The record is from RefSeq and is a predicted model, not a curated record. Bases 1 to 732 code for a protein of 243 amino acids.